Messenger RNA from Uncinocarpus reesii 1704, 1200 nucleotides. RefSeq lists its product as uncharacterized. Lineage: Eukaryota; Fungi; Ascomycota; Eurotiomycetes; Onygenales; Onygenaceae. Bases 1 to 1200 code for a protein of 399 amino acids. The record is from RefSeq and is a predicted model, not a curated record. The transcript has 3 exons.
AUGUCGUCCCAGAACAAGGGCUUUCAUGCGAUCGUACUAGGAGCAUCAGGAAUAUCUGGCUGGGCGUUUACCAAUCAGCUCCUCCAGGAUUAUCCACGGCCAGGAAUAUGGGAUCGCAUAACUGGGCUUACGCGAAAGCCUAUGAGCGAGGAAGAAUUGUCAUAUUGGCCGCGCGAUGAGAGGUUCACGCUGGCGUCGGGGUUCGAUCUGCACAAUGAUGAGGAGGACGUGUUGAGACAGAAGCUCGAGGACAGAGUCAAGGACGUCGAGAGCCUAACGCAUGUGUAUUAUUUGAUACAAGAUCCCCCCGUUGAUUUUAACUGUUCCGACCCUUUCGCCGUGUCCAUUAAUGCGCUGAGGCGGACUCUCUCGGCGAUUGAAAGCCUGGCACCAAACUUGAGAUUCGUUCACCUCCAGUAUGGCACAUUCAUAUAUGGAGUAUGUUUCACAAACGAUUUCUACCACCCUGUUCCUCUGGUUGAGGAUUUGCCGCCUCUGAAGAAACCGCUAUGUGAUAUGCUGCAUUACCAAACCUGCACAAACUUCAUGGGAGAGUUCUCCAAGGGCAAAUCCUGGAGGUGGUGCGAGACGAGGCCGGAUGAAAUCAUUGGGUUUGUUCCUCGAAUGAAUGCUUAUAAUGCUGCAUAUCCAAUCGCCAUGUAUCUUUCAUUGUUUGCGCAUAUCAAUGGACAGGGCGCGGAAUGUCCGUUUCCCGGGAGCUUUGGCGCCUGGAAAGCGCUAUCCAAUAUAGCUGGAGCAGACAUUAUUGCAAAAGCAGCCAUACAUCUGUCAUUGCUGGAUGAGCCAUCGCUUAACGGGGAAGGAUAUAACGUCGCUUCAUCUGCGAGCCCCGCCAAUUGGGAGAUGACCUGGCCAGCCAUUUGCUCCUGGUUCGGGCUUGUUGGAAAGCCGCCUAUAGAUAAUGAGACCGAUAAAACCGGUUCACCGGGCCCAGAUGAGUACAUCAGCAUGCACGACACCGAGUACAAGGAGAUGGUGGACGUGUUUCGUCUCAAAGGCUGGCCUGUCUCUUCUCCGAGUAUGGAUGGAUCGCCUAAUUGGGAGUUAACCAAGUUGAACUUCGAUAGACACCUGAGCCUUCAAAAACUGAAAUCAACUGGGUUCAAGGACGACGAGGAGCCGGCGGAGAGCUGGAUCCGGACUUUUGAACGGAUGAGAAAAGCUAAGGUGAUCCCGUGA